This is a messenger RNA of Tigriopus californicus, 1126 nucleotides long. RefSeq lists its product as uncharacterized. Gene Ontology annotation, cellular component: nucleosome. The transcript has a single exon. Gene Ontology annotation, molecular function: protein heterodimerization activity; DNA binding; structural constituent of chromatin. The coding region runs from base 138 to 905 and encodes 255 amino acids. The record is from RefSeq and is a predicted model, not a curated record. Lineage: Eukaryota; Metazoa; Arthropoda; Copepoda; Harpacticoida; Harpacticidae.
UCUGUUGUUCGCCGGAAAACACAUCAACAACAAGACCACAGGCCACACAAAGGAGGACCACCAAGGACGGCCCUUCCCUGAGCCUUGCCUGAGCCUUCUUCUUCUUCCUCCUCCUCCUCCUCUCUGACCCUUUGACCAUGGUUCGCACUCACCAGAAUUCCCCGCGAAAGGCGGGGCCAAAAAGCGCGCCGUUGAAGCCGCAGCCCGCAAACAGAUCGGCAAAACCGCUUUUGAACACCACGGACACGGGCAUCGGUUUAUCUCACGAUGAUGACCAAGGAUCGGAAACGGGUUCCUCGGCCUCUUCCGGUUUCUUGACCCACACUUCCAGUCUCAUUGAGGCCGGAAAGCUCAAGAAGAAAAAGAAAAUGUUGCUGGCCGCAUCCACGGCUAAUGCGGGUGCGGCGGCGGCCAAACCCGCUCCCACCGUGCCCGAUCACCCGGCCUUUCACGCCAAGAAAUCCUUUCCUCCGGCCAAAAAGGCGCCGCGAUCUUCGUUUCCCGCUCCCACGAAGAGUCCGCGGCAAAAUAUACCGCGCCCACGGCUGUCCGGUGGCGGUUACCCGCAGGGCACGCCCAAAAAACGACGCUAUCGCCCGGGCACCGUGGCCCUCCGUGAGAUUCGACAUUAUCAAAAGAGCUCGAAUCUACUCAUCCCGCGAUUGCCGUUCUCGCGUUUGGUCAAGGAGAUCGCCAUGGGCGUGUCGGCCAGCAUGAGUCUGCGGGGAUUGCGCUUCCAAUCGGCGGCCUUGAUGGCCUUGCAAGAAGCGGCUGAGGCGUAUGUGGUCAGUUUGAUGGAGGACACGGUGCUCUGCGCCAUUCACGCCAGACGUGUCACCAUCAUGCCCAAGGACAUGAGUUUGGCGCGGCGAAUCCGCGGUGAUUAUCGACACGAUUUCCACUAACGGAAACACGAUUUGUUUGAUUGAUUAUGACUGGACUGGUCAUAGUCCAGUACAGAGGGAGGGGGACGAUCCCGCGCGUAAUUCACGUCAUUAUGUACCUGCUAGAUGCUAGAUUCGAAUGAAAUGGACUUGAAAUGGAGUCGGUUGACUUGAGCAAGAAAUAAUAGGGUCGUUUAAGCGGCAGCCCACUCUUGAAUUCGUUUGACUUUUCUACUUCAGAA